Molecule: messenger RNA, 1319 nt
Organism: Neltuma alba
Lineage: Eukaryota; Viridiplantae; Streptophyta; Magnoliopsida; Fabales; Fabaceae
Product: polygalacturonase inhibitor-like
Exons: 1
Coding region: 118-1098 (326 amino acids)
Molecular function (GO): protein binding
Source: RefSeq, a predicted model, not a curated record
AUGAAGACCGGCCCUCAUUCGUAAAUUGAAGUUGACGCUUCCCGCUCAUACGCACAUAAUAUACUAAUAUAUAAACGCAUCAUCCCCCUACGGUCGAUCCUCCCAUCGCAUCCCAAUAUGUUUCGUCUGUGUUUGCUUCUUGUACUCAUCUCUCAUGCUCUGUCGUCGGAGCUAUGCAACCCCGCCGACAAGAAAGCUCUGCUGCAGCUCAAGAAAGAUCUCAACAAUCCCUACCUCCUAGCCUCAUGGAACCCCGCCACCGAUUGCUGCGACUGGUACACCGUCACUUGCGAUCCCAAAACCCACCGCAUCGUCUCCCUAACCAUUCUUGAUUCCACCGCCCGCUCUAAUUUCUCCGCUCAAAUCCCGCCUUCCAUCGCCAAUCUCCCUUUCCUCCGCUCUCUGGAAUUCCACAAGCUCCCCAAUCUCACCGGCCCGCUCCAGCCUGCCAUCGCCCGCCUCACUCGUCUCACCUUCCUCCGCAUCAGCUGGACCAACCUUUCCGGUCCCGUUCCGAGCUUCCUGGCCCAGCUCAAUAGCCUCACUUUCCUGGACCUCUCGUUCAAUAAUCUUUCUGGCACAAUCCCGCCUUCUCUCUCCCAAUUGUCUGGCCUCGCCGCCCUUCACUUGGACCGCAAUCACCUCACGGGUUCGAUCCCUGAGUCCUUCGGUUACUUCAAGAGCAGCCCUGAUCUUUAUCUCUCUCACAACAAUCUCUCCGGUCAGAUCCCCAACUCUUUCAUCAACUUGAACUUGACUACCAUAGAUUUGUCGCGGAACAAGCUGGAGGGAGACGCGUCCAUGCUGUUCGGGUCCAAUAAAACGGUGCAGAUAGUUGACCUCUCGAGGAAUCUGUUGGCGUUUAAUGUGAGCAAGGUGGUGUUCCCGAGCAGCCUGACGUCGCUGGAUCUGAAUCACAAUAAGGUGUACGGGAGUCUUCCUGGGGGGUUGACGGAACUGAAUUUUCAGUACUUGAAUGUGAGCUAUAACAGGCUGUGCGGUCAGAUUCCGGUGGGAGGAAAGUUGCAGAGCUUCGACGUGUAUUCCUAUUUCCAUAACAGCUGCCUUUGCGGCUCGCCGUUACCGGCAUGCAAAUAAUUGCUCUUCCCGUGCCACUAAACGGCUACGUAUUCCGCGGCGCAUAAAAUAAACAGCUGAGCCGCGAACACGGCGAUUAUAUGUUCCUCUGUGUGUGUGUGUGUGUGUUUCAUUAGACGAUGUUUUAAUUACUAUCUUUCGCCACAAGCAGCGAGCUGCGUUGAAUGUUAAUUUGCUCUACCCAGCAAAUCACAAUAAAAUUGAUACCUACAUUCAUUAAA